GCCACUUAGUGGCGGAUGGCGGUCGUCGUUGUUGUGUGUGUGCGUGUGCGCGCGUGUCUGUGUGCGUGCGUGAGCGUGCCCGUGUGUGUGUGUGCGUCCAGGUACAGCGAGGAGCGUGGCUGGGAGCUGCUGUGGCUGGCGCUGGGCUCCUUCCCACCCAGCAACCUGCUGCUGCCCCACGUGCAGCGCUUCCUGCAGGCGCGGCGCCACCACCCCGUGGCCCUCGACUGCACGCACCGCCUGCACAAGACGCUGCGUAACGGCUCGCGGAAGUCCCCACCGCACGUGGUGGAGGUGGAGGCGAUCCAGCACAAGACCACGCAGAUCUUCCACAAGGUCUACUUCCCUGACGACACGGACGAGGCGUUUGAGGUAGAGUCGUGUACACGUGCCAAGGACUUCUGUGGGAGCAUCGCAGCGCGUCUGCACCUCAAGAGCGCCGAGGGAUUCAGCCUCUUCGUCAAGAUCGCAGACAAGGUGAUCAGCGUGCCGGAGGGAGAUUUCUUCUUCGACUUCGUCAGACACCUGACGGACUGGAUCCGCAAGACACGGCCCAGCAAGGAGGGUGCGACGCCCUCCCUCUCCUAUCAGAUUUUCUUCAUGAGGAAGCUCUGGACCAAUGCCGUCCCCGGCAAAGACCACAUGGCUGACUCCAUCUUUCACUACCACCAGGAGCUGCCCAAGUACCUGCGCGGGUACCACAAGUGCUCGCGCGAGGAGGCGGCGCAGCUGGCGGCGUUGGUGUUCCGCGCGCGUUUCCACGACGACAAGACGCAGUACGCCAACCUGGUGAAGAUGCUGCGCGAGCUGCUGCCCAGCGACCUCGUCAAGCAGCUGGCGCCCGACGAGUGGAAGCGAGCCAUCAUCGCAGCCUACAACAAGCACGCGGGCAAGUCGCGGGACGAGGCCAAGCUCGCCUUCCUCAAGAUCAUCUACAAGUGGCCCACAUUCGGGUCGGCAUUCUUCGAGGUGAAGCAAACGACGGAGCCCAACUACCCGGAGGUGCUGCUCAUCGCCAUCAACCGCAACGGGGUCGGCCUCAUCCACCCUUCCAGCAAGGACAUCCUGGCCACCCACCCCUUCACCAAGAUCUCCAACUGGAGUAGUGGCAAUACGUACUUCCACAUGACCAUCGGAAACCUGGUGCGCGGCAGCAAACUGCUGUGCGAGACUUCGCUGGGCUAUAAGAUGGACGACCUCCUGACCUCCUACAUCAGCCAGCUGAUGUCCGUGAUGAGCCGCCAGAGAACGGGGGGAGGACACGCGGCGGGCUCGGCCGGCAAGUGAUUGAGG
Lethenteron reissneri (Far Eastern brook lamprey) is the source of this 1293-nucleotide messenger RNA. Its product is annotated as unconventional myosin-VIIa-like. Lineage: Eukaryota; Metazoa; Chordata; Hyperoartia; Petromyzontiformes; Petromyzontidae. Gene Ontology annotation, cellular component: cytoskeleton. The record is from RefSeq and is a predicted model, not a curated record.